Molecule: messenger RNA, 1111 nt
Organism: Neoarius graeffei (lesser salmon catfish)
Lineage: Eukaryota; Metazoa; Chordata; Actinopteri; Siluriformes; Ariidae
Gene: rab32a
Product: RAB32a, member RAS oncogene family
Biological process (GO): endosome to lysosome transport; phagosome-lysosome fusion
Cellular component (GO): lysosome; phagocytic vesicle; late endosome
Molecular function (GO): GTPase activity; GTP binding
Source: RefSeq, a predicted model, not a curated record
AAGUUUGUGGAGUGGAGGAACGGGAAGUUGGUUGAAUUGUUCUCCUUUCAGCUGUCACUUAAUUGUUGUAAGAGGAAGGAGGAGAGAAGAGGAAGAGGAUGGCUGGAGGCUCCGUGUCGGAGUGUAAGGAGUACCUGUUUAAGGUGUUGGUGAUUGGGGAGUUAGGUGUGGGCAAAACCAGUAUCAUUAAACGCUACGUGCAUCAGCUUUUCUCUCAGCACUACAGAGCAACAAUUGUGUUGACUUCGCUCUCAAAGUGCUUCAACUGGGACAGCAAAACUUUAGUCCGCCUGCAGUUAUGGGACAUCGCAGGUCAGGAGCGCUUUGGAAACAUGACCAGAGUAUACUAUAAGGAGGCCGUGGGAGCAUUCGUGGUGUUUGACGUGACCAGAAGCUCCACAUUCGAAGCAGUGUCAAAGUGGAAGCAUGACUUGGACAGCAAGGUGAAAUUAGCAAAUGGCAACCCUAUCCCCUCUGUCCUGCUGGCUAAUAAAUGUGACCAGAAGAAGGACGGCUCUAAUAACGCUUCACUUAUGGACAACUUCUGCAAGGAGGCCGGCUUUCUGGGCUGGUUUGAGACCUCAGCCAAGGAUAAUAUAAACGUUGACGAGGCAGCCCGGUUCCUGGUGGAGCACAUUCUCCUCAACGACAAAGGUGUUCCAUACGAAGAGAGCAAUGGCGAUCGUAUCAGGCUGGACCAAGAGGCUGUACCUGCAGAGAUCAAGUCAGGUUGUUGCUAGCAUCAGGCCUUAAUCUGUUCUUUCACUUGCCACAAAGAAAGGGUUAGCUACAGACUGAGACCCAAAGCUCCAUCAUGUCCUCUACACUCUUCAUCUCAAUCAUCUAUUCUGAAACCAAUGGUACAAGCAUUUUAUGGCAUACAAGUCUUGGCUCUCCAUGGUUGAAACCAUAGCCAUGAAGAUUAUGCUGAGUAUAAUGACCAUUUGUCUCUGUCAUUCUUCCCACCUCUCUCUCUCUCUCUCUCUCUCUCUCUCUCAACAUUGUUCAUAUAAGAUGUUUAUUUGUAGUCUUCAAUAGUGUUGGGUGUUUAACCAUAUGUUGUUGAGAAUAAAUGCAACCCUAUGGGUGUCCUAGGAGGCUGUACCAAGUA